AUGGGAGAAAAGUCUUGUAUGAACCAACGUGCAACCUUACACGUUCCAGUCUCCAAUGCUCACGAAAAACUAUUUUCUGAGAAGCCGGAAGAAGUAGAUCCCUACAAUCAGGAAGAACUAGAUUCCAGCAACAAGAAAGAGUUAGAUUCCAAGAAUCAGGAAGAAUUAGAUUCCAAGAAUCAGGAAGAACUAGAUUCCAAGAAUCAGGAAGAACUAGAUUCCAAGAAUCAGGUGGAACUAGGUACCGAGAAUUACGAGGAGCUAGAUCCCAAUAAUCACGAAGAAGGAGAUUUCAAGAAUCAGGAUGAAGUAGAUUACAAGUCCCAGGAAGAAAAUGGUUUCAUGAAUGACGAAGAAAAUGGUUACUUGAAUGACGAAGAAAAUGAUGCCAAGAAUCACGAGGAAAAUGAUUCUCAGAAUAACGAAGAAAAAGAUACCAAGAAAAAGUAUCAACCUCAGUUCGAUACAAACCUUCAACUUCUCGAGGCUCAGAUCAAAACCCUUACUGAGUCUUUGCGAAUACUGCAGACUGGCUACGCAUUUUGGCUUUCACCGUCGCAUAUGAAGAACAAAGUUUACAAGAAUCAUGAAGAAAAAGAUAUAAAGAACAAAUAUUUACCUCAGUCCGCUCAGAGCCUUAUUGAACAUCAUAUUAAAAACCUGACCGAGUCUUUGCGUGAAAUGCAUCCCGACGAACUAUCUUGGCGUUCAUCGCCGCAGAAUAUGAAGAACAAAGUUUCCAAUAAUCAUAAAGAAAACGAUUUUAAGAAAAAGCCUUUGCCUCUGUCCGAGCAGCACCUUAUUGAAAAUCAUAUUAAAAACCUGUCUGAUUCAUUGGGUGGAGUUCUGCCCAAACAACCAUCUUGGCUUUCAUCGCCGCAGAGUAUGAAAGACUUGGCUGAGGUAGAAACUGAGAUGGAUAUUGAAUAUCUAAAGGAGUCAUUUCCUGAUAUUGCUGAACAAUCCCUCAGAGAUAUAUACCUUGCCAACGAUUGUGAUCUGGGAAAUUCUGUUGACAUGAUCAGCGAUCUUGAGUCGAAAGAUAUUCAAGUUCUUUGUGGAAAAAGAAACAUGGGUGUGGAUUACUACGAUGUAUUGAAGGUUGACAGAAAUGCUACGGAUGAUGAUUUGAAGAAAGCAUACAGAAAGUUGGCCAUGAAAUGGCACCCUGAUAAGAACCCCACCAACAAAAAAGAAGCUGAAGCCAAUUUCAAACAAAUCUCUGAGGCUUACGAGGUACUGAGUGACCCUCAGAAAAGGGUGGUUUACGAUAAGUAUGGAGAGGAGGGGUUGAAAGAUAAGCCACCUGAUGAACCAUCAAAUGGGUUCAAUCCCAGAAAUGCAGAGGAUAUUUUUGCAGAAUUCUUUGGAAGUAGCCCUUUUGGAUUUGCAUCAUCUGGGCCAGGUAGGUCCAAGAGAUUCCCCUCUGACGGAGGGGCAGCAACAUUUGGUGGAUUUAGUAAUAAUUUUCGAUCAAAUAGUAGUACUGGACGGGGGAAUGUGCCGAAGAAGCCACUACCUGUGGAAUCCAAACUGCCAUGCUCUCUGGAGGAAUUAUACACGGGAUCUACAAGGAAAAUGAAGAUCUCAAGGAAGGUUUUGGAUGCUAACGGACGGACAGUUCCGGAAACAGAGAUCUUAACCAUUGAUGUGAAGCCGGGUUGGAAAAAAGGGACAAAGAUUACGUUCCCAGACAAAGGGAAUCAGGAACCAAAUCAACUGGCAGCAGACCUUGUGUUUGUGAUUGAUGAGAAGCCACAUGAUAUGUUCAAGAGAGAUGGGAAUGACCUUAUUGUGAGCAAAAGGGUAUCAUUGGCAGAGGCCAUUGGAGGAACCACAAUAAACCUAAGCACGCUUGAUGGACGUAGUUUAAGUGUUCCAGUGAGUGACAUUGUGAGUCCUGGUUACGAGAUGAUUGUUGCAAAUGAAGGGAUGCCAGUAGCAAAGGAACGUGGUCAAAGGGGUGAUUUGAGGAUCAAAUUUGAUGUCAGUUUUCCAACAAAGUUAACCCCAGAGCAACGAGCAGGACUCAAGCAAGCACUCACAACUUGA
Messenger RNA from Sphenostylis stenocarpa, 2052 nucleotides. Lineage: Eukaryota; Viridiplantae; Streptophyta; Magnoliopsida; Fabales; Fabaceae. The record is from the annotation of a GenBank genome assembly.